AUGUCGACGCCUGACGAGAAGCAGCCCGGCACACCCGGUGAGCCCGACGUGGGCUCGCCCACCUCCCCCGCCGAGCCAGAGAAGAGAAAGCGCGAGUACAAGGACUUUGGACAUGAAGAAACGAAGGCUACCCAUGCCAACGUCGACAUGUCCCAGAUCCAGCUUCGCGCCGAGGACUUGUACGAUAAGGAAAAGGUUGACCUUGAGACCAUCGUCGUCGACGAUGUCUUCAAGUUGCUUCAGUGCGACGAGGGCGGUCUCACAGAUGAGGAGGUUACCCGUCGCCUCGAGAUCUUUGGUCCCAACAAGCUCGAGGCGGAGGAGCAGAAUGCAUUCCUCCAGUUCCUCAGUUUCAUGUGGAACCCUCUUUCCUGGGUCAUGGAGGGUGCUGCUCUUGUCGCUAUCGUCCUUUCCAACGGCGAGCACCAGCCACCGGACUGGGAGGACUUCGUCGGUAUCGUCCUUCUGCUCUUCAUCAACUCGGCCAUCGGUUUCUACGAGGAACGUAACGCUGGUAAUGCUGUCAAGGCUCUCAUGGACUCGCUCGCGCCCAAGGCCAAGGUCAAGCGUAACGGUAGCUGGCGCGAGAUCGAGUCGUCCGACCUUGUCCCUGGUGAUAUGAUCUCUUUCAAGAUCGGUGAUAUCGUUCCUGCGGAUUGCCGUCUCAUUGAGGCCAUCAACGUCUCCAUUGACCAGGCUGCUCUUACUGGCGAGUCGCUCCCCCAGAGCAAGAAGACUGGCGAUCAGUGUUUCUCUGGUUCGACCUGCAAACAGGGUGAAGCCGAGGGUGUCGUCAUUUCUACCGGUGCGAACACCUUCUUCGGUCGCGCCGCUUCACUCGUUGGCCAGGACGACGAUACGACCGGCCACUUGCAGAAGAUCCUUGCCCAGAUUGGUACUUUCUGCUUGGUAUCCAUCGGUAUCUUCGUCAUCGCCGAGAUCUUCUGUCUGUACGCCGGUUUCCGCUACCACUACCGUCGUGGCCUGAACGAUAUCCUUGUACUCCUGAUCGGUGGUAUCCCCAUUGCCAUGCCCACUGUCCUGUCCGUCACCCUUGCUGUCGGUGCUCAGCAGCUCGCCAAAUACAAGGCCAUCGUCACGCGUAUCACGGCCAUUGAGGAGCUUGCCGCUGUCACCAUUCUUUGCUCGGAUAAGACGGGCACGCUGACCACGAACAAGCUCACUAUCGACCGCGAGAGCGUUCGUACAUACGGCCCAUUCUCUGCUGAGGAUGUGAUUCUCCUCUCCGCCUACGCCUCCCGUACUGAGAACCAGGACGCCAUCGACGCUUGUAUUGUCGGCGCAAUUGGCGACCCGAGCCGCGCACGCGACGGUAUCAAGCUCCUCGACUUUAAGCCGUUUAAUCCCGUCGACAAGCGUACGGAGAUCACCUACCUCGAGACGGCGUCAGGUCGCCUGAAGCGCGUGACAAAGGGUAUGACCGGUAUCAUCAUCGAGCUCUGCACGCGCAACAAGACCGAGGAGAUCGAGAACCGUCUCGAGGCCGAUGUCGAGGAGUUUGCGCAGCGCGGUCUUCGUGCUUUGGCUGUCGCAUACGAGGAGCUGGAUGGAGAUGAUCAUGCUGCUGAGGGCAACGGCUUCGAGCUCAUUGGUCUGCUUCCCAUUUUCGACCCGCCUCGUUCGGAUACCAAGCAGACGAUCGAUGACGCUAUGGCCCUUGGUGUCAAGGUCAAGAUGGUUACUGGUGACCAGCUCGCAAUCGCAAAGGAGACUGGACGUCGUCUCGGACUGGGUGACCACAUGUACCCUGCGAAGGUGCUCAAGGAGGGCCCCGAGCCGGGAGGCAAGCAUGCGUCGCUCGACGCGAUGAUCCUCGACGCGGAUGGUUUCGCUGGUGUCUUCCCCGAGCAUAAGUAUGAGAUCGUUAAGCGUCUUCAGGGUCUCGGUCACUUGGUCGCGAUGACCGGCGACGGUGCGAACGAUGCGCCGGCGUUGUCCCGUGCCAACGUCGGUAUUGCUGUCGAGGGCGCGACGGACGCUGCCCGCGGUGCUGCGGAUAUUGUAUUGACGGAGCCGGGUCUCUCGACUAUCGUCCACGCCAUCCGCGGUUCUCGUGUCAUCUUCCAGCGUAUGCGCAAUUACUCAAUAUAUGCAUGCGCGGUUACCAUCCGUAUUGUCGUUUGCUUCGCCAUUCUUGCAUUCGCGUUCAAGUUUGACUUCCCGCCCUUCAUGGUGCUGAUCAUUGCCCUGCUUAACGAUGGUACCAUCAUGACGCUCUCGGUCGACCGUGUCCUGCCGAGCAACAUGCCGGACAGCUGGGAUCUUGCAGAGAUUUUCUCGUUCGCUGUCGCAUAUGGCUUGUACCUCACCCUCUCCACCAUUGCACUUGUCUCCAUCUGCUUACGCACCGACUUCUUCUACCGCAAGUUCGGCGUCACCUUUGAGGAUGGGAACAUCAUGCCGACGUACCCCAAUGACAAGAUUCUGCACUCGAUUGUCUACCUUCAGGUGGCCAUCAUCUCACAGGCCCUCAUCUUCGUCACGCGAUCGCACGGUUUCUUCUUCAUGGAGCGGCCAUCGUUCGCGCUGAUGGGCGCGUUCUGCAUCGCACAGCUCGUCUCGACCAUCAUCUCGGUAUAUGCGAACUGGGGCUUCACACAGAUACAGGGGAUCAGCGGCGGGUGGGUCGGCAUCGUAUGGGUGUGGAACAUUUGCUGGUUCAUCCCUCUGGACUGGAUCAAGUUCGCGAUGAAGGCGACGGUGAUCAAGAAACUGCGCGAGAAACACAACGCGGAGAUGAUGCAGGCGGCGAAGGAGGCGAGUAGCACGGGUGUGCCCAUUACACGGACGCAGUCGCGCGCGGCGAGCAUACACGAGAGCUUGUACUCCAACCGGGUGUCGUUCAUCCGCCGCGCGGCGCGCAAGGUCGGAUUGGGCGGCCGGGUGCAUAUCAAGCCCGAGGAGCUACAGCGGUUCAGCAGCAUUCAGGCGCAAAGGGCGGGCACGACGCUCGCGCGACACCCAUCGCGUGCACAGGCGUAA
Laetiporus sulphureus 93-53 is the source of this 3003-nucleotide messenger RNA. Its product is annotated as plasma membrane H+-transporting ATPase. Gene Ontology annotation, cellular component: plasma membrane. Gene Ontology annotation, molecular function: ATP hydrolysis activity; P-type proton-exporting transporter activity; ATP binding. Gene Ontology annotation, biological process: proton export across plasma membrane; regulation of intracellular pH. The record is from RefSeq and is a predicted model, not a curated record. Bases 1 to 3003 code for a protein of 1000 amino acids. The transcript has 5 exons. NCBI's taxonomy places the organism in Eukaryota, Fungi, Basidiomycota, Agaricomycetes, Polyporales, Laetiporaceae.